Messenger RNA from Culex pipiens pallens (northern house mosquito), 1644 nucleotides. RefSeq lists its product as uncharacterized. Gene Ontology annotation, molecular function: protein binding. NCBI's taxonomy places the organism in Eukaryota, Metazoa, Arthropoda, Insecta, Diptera, Culicidae. The transcript has 3 exons. The record is from RefSeq and is a predicted model, not a curated record. The coding region runs from base 140 to 1636 and encodes 498 amino acids.
UCAUCAACCAUUAGAUAAUUAAAGUGUCUCGCAGUUUACUGUCUACUCGGAUGCAGGCAAGUUGGAAUUUUUGUGUUCUCUGAAAGAUCGUGAGUGUUAGUCAUCAUUUAUCAGAUGCGGAAUAAAUUUUGGCAUAAUAAUGGAACAAACCAUCAACGAUUUACCUCCAGAGAUUUUGGAAACAAUCUUCGAGUAUCUUCCAGCUGCUCAGUUGUUAAGAAUUCGUCUAGUUUGUCGCCACUGGCGAGAUGUUGUAAUCAGUGACUCAAAACUCAUGGGAAAACUCAUUUUAAAAUUUCCCCAAAACAUCACCAUCACUAAAAAGUACACGCCAAAACAUCUACCAGCUGCAGCCACGAAAGUCUGCUUUGAGAGUGUAAAAAUCGUUGGAAUACCAACUUGGUGGUCAUCAUUCGCCUUAAAUCUGACCCACCUAAAAAUACAAUUUUCUGAAACUUCACUACCAACGUUGCUGGAAAUGCUGCGAUCAACUCCAAACCUGAAACGACUCAAACUGUUCUGCGUGAAACUGACCAAACUCGCGGACGAGCCGCCAAACUUCACGCUGAAUAAGCUGGAGAAACUGUACCUGAAUUCCAUCUGUGAAACAAAAAUUUUGCGCCUAUUUGGACCAAUGUGUCCAAAUUUGAAGGACUUUUACCUCUUCAUGCGAGCGGAAAAUCCCAACCAUGACGCACGGUGUGUGAUUCAGUUUGUGCAAACUGUUGAAAAAACGCUGGAAAGCCUCGAGCUGUACACCACGAAAAACUUUCUCGCGGAAUUGUCUACCUUCAAGGAGCUGAAGUUAAAGCGGUUGGUCUACAACUGGGUUGAGGAACCGGAAGAGGAGCUGGUGCAAUUUUGCCGUACUCAACCUUUGAUCGAGAAGCUUGUGACGGCGCAAAGUUGCUUGUCUAAUUCGGCUCUCACUGAAAUCGGGCGCUCUCUCCCCAACUUGAAGCAUCUUUCAUCAAGGUUCAAACCGGAUUGUUCAAAACAUGCCACAUUUAUCAACGCCAUGCCCAACCUGGAGCAUCUAAGCCUAAUCAACAACUACUCUGAGGUCAAUUUCGGCGGUUGCCAGAGUCCCAACCUCAAACAUUUAUACCUGGGCUACAUGCGACCAACCCGGAACAGUCUUCAACAAUACUUAAAAGCGUGUCCCAACCUGAACAGUUUGGAGAUGGACAGAUGCACCUUCACCAGUUGGGACGAAAUUUUCAUCCCCGCCGGAAGUCUAAAAUUCCUUCAAACCUUAGAGCUAGGCACUCUGGACCUGGCAAACGUAACCGACGCCACCUUCGGAAAGAUGACCAACCUGCGCCGGUUGCGCCUGAUCGGGUUUAAAAUGGCGAACCCCGUGAUGGCAGCGCUGUUCCGGGCGUGUGACCAGCUCCGGCUGGAGGAACUGAACGGAUGGAAGCUGGACGAAGAGGAGGCGCUGAAGUUUGCGAUGCAGGAGGACCGGGAGUGGCGGACGAUGACGCUGGGGGUUCCGAGAGUUUGUGGAGUCGAGGAGAGUGUGGGAGAUUGUGGGACGGUCUCGCAGGAAGCUCGUGGGACAAGUCGAGAGGAAGGGGGAUGGGGUGUUUUUGGUAGGGUGAGGGGAUUUUUUGAAAAAAUGUUUUAUAAUUAGGAAAUAGU